Pediculus humanus corporis (human body louse) is the source of this 981-nucleotide messenger RNA. Its product is annotated as coiled-coil domain-containing protein, putative. The transcript has 3 exons. The record is from RefSeq and is a predicted model, not a curated record. The coding region runs from base 1 to 981 and encodes 326 amino acids. Gene Ontology annotation, biological process: regulation of alternative mRNA splicing, via spliceosome. NCBI's taxonomy places the organism in Eukaryota, Metazoa, Arthropoda, Insecta, Psocodea, Pediculidae.
AUGCAAAGAGCUCUUCAACAAGAUCCAACUGUUUAUCAAUAUGAUGAAAUUUAUGAUGAAAUGAAUCAAAAAAAACAAGAAAAUGAAAUUAUCAAAGAAAGCCCAGAAAAAAAACCCAAAUAUAUUCAAACAUUACUUAAAACAGCUGAAAAAAGGAAAAAGGAGAAUGAACGUAGAUUAGAAAGGCAAAUACAAAAGGAAAGAGAAGCCGAAGGAGACAUGUUUAAAGAUAAAGAAGAAAAAAGAAAUAAUUCCGAUGAUCAGGAUGAAAAUGAAAAGAAAACUAAGUCAGGGAGUAGUAGUUCUAGCUCAGAUAGUGAAAGUAGUUCUGAUUCAUCAUCAACAUCAAGUUCAAGCGAUGAAGAAAAAUCUGAAGAGAAAGAAUCGUCAUCACAGUUAAAUAAAAUUACAGCUCCCGAGGAUAGGCUACCUUUAAGAGAUUUAGAAAAAAAUGAAAAAGAAGACAAUGAAGAAAAAUCAUUGCCUAAAAUUGCAGAAUAUUGUAAAGAAGAAAUAAAAUCUGAUAAAGAUGAUAGAAUAAAACAUAUGUUUAAACCUUUAAAAUCAGAUGAUAAAGAUAGGAGAGAAAGAAAUUAUAGAAUUUCAAGUAACGAAAAGGAUAGGGGAAAUAGAAACAACUAUAGAAGAGAUAGGGAUGUAAGAGAAAGAGAUAGAUCAAGAGAUAGGAGAAGCAGAACUCCUGAAAGUAAAAAAGGUGGAUUUAAAUCAAGAGAACAAAGUUUGGAACGUGUUAGAGAAAGAAAGGACGGAAAGGAUUAUAAGGAAAAUCAAAAUGGUUCUCAAGAUAAGAAAAGAGAAUCAUCAGAAACUAAAGGGGUUGAAGUUAAACAAGGUGAAAAUAAAAAAGAUGUUAACGAUUUGCCCAGGAUAUCCAUUUGGGAGAAAAGAACAAUAGGCGCAGUGUUAGAAGAAGCUAUUGAGAGGUAUAAACUAAGGAAAGCAGCUAUUAAAGGAUCAUAA